Daldinia loculata is the source of this 1164-nucleotide messenger RNA. RefSeq lists its product as uncharacterized. NCBI's taxonomy places the organism in Eukaryota, Fungi, Ascomycota, Sordariomycetes, Xylariales, Hypoxylaceae. Gene Ontology annotation, molecular function: protein binding. The transcript is spliced from 3 exons. Bases 180 to 1049 code for a protein of 289 amino acids. The record is from RefSeq and is a predicted model, not a curated record.
AGCCUUGGUGGGUGCAUAUCAGCUACGAAUUUCUUACCUCAUACAUGUACGUUACGUAAAAUCAACUGCUUUCUACCAAAGUUUAAGUUCGAGUUAAGAUCUUGUGAUCGACUCUUCAUUGACUCUUCAUUGAACGUACGGAAUCUAUCUUCAACUCUCAAGUCUUUCAUCAUAAAACUAUGGCCGGCUCACCAGAGACGGCGGGGAAGGAACCUGAUAAAACCACAAUAGAUAAUACAAGUCAAGACGCCGAAGAUGAGUUGACAGCUCCCGAAAGGUUUCCGCCCGAGGAAGAAGCUAGCCUUUUAGGGGAAUCCAACGAUAAAAAGUCCGAAGCGAACGCGCUGUUUGCCUCAGCCAAGUACGAGAAUGCUAUUACGAAAUACGAAGAAGCUGCUUCGAUUUGCCCACAUUACUUAGAUUACGAGCUUGCCGUCUUAAAAUCCAACAUUGCCGCAUGCCAUCUGAAACUGGAGCAAUGGAAAGAAGCUAUCAAGGUAGCUACCGAUUCCAUCAACGGCUUGGAUCGCCUAGAAAAGGCCGAAGCUAGCCAGAAGGAGAACGAAGAAAAGCAAAAAGAAGCAAAUACCGAAGAAGAUGAAGUUGAAGAGGAGAUCGUCAGCUCAGGGGCUCAAAAAAGCGCUCCCGCCGUAAAGGAGGAAACCGCCGCCGAGGUUGAGAGGCAGAAAAGGCGCAAUGACAUCCUUAGAAUUAGAGCGAAAGCUUUGAUGAGACGAGCUAGGGCAAGGAGCGAACUCGGGGGCUGGUCGAAUCUAUCUAGUGCCGAAGAAGACUACAAGACACUAUCGACCAUGCCAAAUCUCAGCGCUGCGGACAGGAAGAUUGUCCAAACGCAAUUAACAAUCCUUCCUUCAAGAACGAAGGCCGCCCAGGAGAAGGAGAUGUCAGAGAUGUGGGGGAAGUUGAAGGACCUUGGAAACGGAAUAUUGAAGCCCUUUGGUCUCAGCACGGAAAAUUUCAACAUGGUAAAAGAUGAGAAGACCGGUGGUUACAGCAUGAACUUCUCUCAGAACGGCGCGAGUCAAUAAUACAGAUACUAGUAUCACUCAUCACCCUAAUACAAUAUAAUACAAUGCUCUACUACUAGAUCUAAACGUGUAAGAUUAAUUUCAUAUUCUCUAAAGCUGUUAGCGAUGAUAUUAA